This is a messenger RNA of Tympanuchus pallidicinctus (lesser prairie-chicken), 3594 nucleotides long. RefSeq names its product chitobiase (gene CTBS). Gene Ontology annotation, biological process: chitin catabolic process; carbohydrate metabolic process. Gene Ontology annotation, molecular function: chitinase activity; chitin binding. The transcript has 8 exons. Lineage: Eukaryota; Metazoa; Chordata; Aves; Galliformes; Phasianidae. The record is from RefSeq and is a predicted model, not a curated record. Bases 30 to 1124 code for a protein of 364 amino acids. Gene Ontology annotation, cellular component: extracellular region.
CGGAAGCGGAGCGAGCAGCGGGAUGUGACAUGGCGUGCCGGGGGGGUGCGGGGCUGCUGUUGCUGCUGGGCCUCCUGCAGCUGCUGAGCUGCGCAGCUGCGUGUCCCUGCCAGGACCCGCGGCUCUGCCAGCCCAUCGCGGGCACCGGCGGCUUCGAGGUCUUUGUGUUCGAUGUGGGGAAAGAAGCCUGGAAAUCCUAUGACUGGUCAAAAAUUACAACCGUGGCGGCUUUCGGGAAAUACGAUCCAGAGCUCCUGUGCUUUGCUCAUUCCAAAGGCGCCAGGGUAGUACUGAAAGGUGAUGUACCUCUUAAGGAAAUCGUUGACCCGGCUAAAAGAGCAGUGUGGAUAUCCCAGCAGGUGGACCUUGCCAAAAAACAAUAUAUGGAUGGAAUUAAUAUAGAUAUAGAGCAAGAAGUUAAUGAAACCUCUCCUGAGUAUUAUGCAUUAACAGAGCUUGUUAAAGAAACUACAGAUGCUUUUCACAAAGAAAUUCCAGGAUCACAGGUAACAUUUGACGUGGCCUGGUCUCCUGCAUGCAUCGAUAAGAGGUGCUACAACUACACUGGGAUUGCAGCUGCCUGUGAUUUCUUAUUUGUGAUGUCUUACGAUGAGCAGAGCCAGAUCUGGACCGACUGUAUUGCAAAAGCCAAUGCUCCUUACCUUCAGACUUUAGUUGGGUAUGAAGAGUACAUUACUAUGGGCAUUGAUCCUAAGAAGCUUGUGAUGGGUGUCCCCUGGUAUGGCUAUGAUUAUGUGUGCCUAAACCUAUCCGAGGAUCAUGUUUGUUCCCUUUCUAAAGUACCAUUCCGUGGUGCCCCUUGCAGUGAUGCUGCAGGGCAUCAGGUGCCGUAUGGAACGAUAAUGAAGCAGGUGAACAGUUCUAUUUCAGGAGCACUAUGGGAUGAGGUACAAAACUCUCCAUUUUAUGAAUACAAGGAUUCUCUUGGUCACUUUCACCAAGUAUGGUAUGAUGACCCUCACAGCAUCUCUCUAAAAGCAGCAUAUGUGAAGAAUCGAGGCCUAAGGGGCAUUGGCAUGUGGAAUGGAAACAGUCUUGACUAUUCCAGGGAUGCUAUAGCAGAAAAACAAACUGAAGCAAUGUGGCAAGCCCUGACACCAUAACCUGAUGGAGAGAAGAAACACAGAAUGCUACUCCCUUUUUUCUGACAUGGCACUAAAACUAUUCUGUGUUUCAAAAUUUAAAUCAGACACACAAGUAUACAUGUAUGUGUUUCUGCUGUGGUUCAAAGGACUCAACCCAACAGUGACAGCAGUAGAAAGUCCGUCUUUACUAGAAGUUGCUUCAAGUCAACUCUGAAUAGAAAUGCCAAGUCUAACAUAAAUGUCUCUAUUCACCUCAUACAACAAUGCAGCAUAUUUGGUGGCUAUAGAAAAAAAAAAAAUUAUAAUUCUCCUAUGUCUUAUAGUAUUUAUUGCCUUGCUAUUCUUUGUGUGAUGUAUGUUUUCAGAUUUCAACAGCUGUUAUAAAAUAAAUAAAUCAAAGAUAAUCAAUAUAAACUGGAAAGACCAUUAGAAAACACCAUUAGAAAAAAAAUAAAAAUUCUGAGCUUGCAAUUAAGCAAUGAAAUAACAAAACUGAAUUAGACAAGGGGCCAAAUUCGGUUCUCAAAAAUGGCCACGCAAUGAGACACAAACUACAUAAAAGGAAGAACAAAUUAAAAUAGUUUUGUCUGGAGUUCAUUUUUCAUUUAAAGACCUACACUUGCAAGCAGAAUACAACUCAGUACUGUUUACAUUGUAAUCGUUGUGAAAUGGAACACUGAGAAAAUAAACAAACUCAAUAAAUAUUUGAUCAUGGAGAGGUAAUUCAAUUAGGUUACCAUGACCCUAACAAUAAAUAAACUAGUUAUUUGGUUCAUUGUUAGUUUUUUGGUUCAUUGUUUUACCCUCUGUUACAAAGCAAAUAUAAAGCAAUGCUAAAUUAUAUCUUUAAUUCAUUGCUAAAAACCUUUACUUGUACCUACUAAUAUAUUUAAUUGUCUAUUAAAAGCAAAAUAUGUUAUUAAAUCCCUUGUCAUUCUCAAGGGAGCUGGAAAAUUUCUCCAUUUACCUCAGAUCUAACAGUGAGGAAGAAAAUAUACCAUCUCAGUUGCUAUCAUCCAGUUAAAAAUAUCUGAAAUGUUUGAAGGUUUAUGCAUAUUUUCAGAUUUAGGUUGCACCACAGUCCUGAAGCUCCUGUUCAAGCCUUUCCACCUACUUUUUACACAUUACUUGUUAUUUAUUUUGGAUUUCUAUAUGGGUAAUUUUAGUGACAUUGACUAUAAAUGAAAUCAAGACCAACUUUCUGCCCUGUAAUUAAUUUCCAAAUCCAUUUCCAAGCAGGUGAAAAAAGUCUUUAAUAUCUAUAUACAUGUAUCCAUAUAUAUAUCUGUCUACAUACAUAAGUAUAUAGGUUUUUUGUGUGUUAAUCAAAUGCACUUUCAGUCAAUCUGAUUUUCAAGUUUAUUUACUUUAGCUAUAGUUUGUAGCAUAGCUAAAUAUAGAGAAAAUCAGAGUGAGGAACAAUUAUGAUUCAGAGACAGUUUUUUGAUUGCAGAAGCCUCCUCAAGCUGUAUUAGUGGACUGAUUCAAGGACAUUAAACGUACCUUCAGAGAAGCUUUCAUUCAGAGACUGAUCUUUAAAGGCUAUUGGACAGGUUGCAGGUUCCUCCCUUUUAAGGAAUUCUGACUUACUCAACUCUGUUGCAAAUUCUUCAAAUGCCAUACUCCUAACCAUGUACUGGCAAUAACGACCUUGGGGGUAUGUUUUUUAUUCAGCUAGAAUAGUUACAUUUAACCUAUUGUCUUAGCAUCUUCCACUGGAUUGCAACUAAUUACAUUUGAUGAUUUAAAGGAUAACAUUCCUGUCCACCUGUGUGUUUGUAUUUGGGGAAACAGACAAGAGCUCAUUCUUGAACGCAUCUAAAAACGAAUGGUGACAGAGCACCUAACGUUACCUAGUGGGUAGCAUCCCUGCCCAAGGCAGUGGGGUUGGAAAUGGAUGAUGAUUAAAGUCCCUUCCAACCCAAGUUGUUCUACAAGGGCUGCUCCAAAAGUAGUGCCUCCUGUUUUACUACAUUGGCCCACAAUGUCAGAGGUGGAUGUUGGUGGGAUGGCAGUAGAGGUUGAACCUUCUCACCAACAUCCCAUUAAAUUCUGUUGCCAUACGACAGAUGGCAGCAGAGGGGCAGUCUGUCAGAAUGGCGUCUGACAUGGAAGUACGGAUGAAGCAAAGGUGUGUCAAUGAACUGCUCUAAAAGGAGCAAUGGCACCCACUAACAUUCAUUGAUGCUUGCUGAAUGUUUAUGGAGACCAAACAGUGAAUGUGAGCACAGAGAAGUGGUGGGAGGUGCAUUUCAGCAACGUGAAAGACAAGCCAUGUUUUGGACAGCUCAUACGCAUUUCAUAUCAUGAAAUGAAAAGUGUCUGUCAAUCAACUCAUCUACACAGUUGGCUAAUGGUGGUGACUACAUUGAAAAAUAGUACUGUGUGUAGCUGAGAAUUUGUUCUAUCAAAUAAUGUUAUUAUUCUCUUUGUGUAUGUUGUAUUUUCCAUGAAAAUAAACAGGAGGCAUUACUUUUGAAGUAACCUA